Lycium ferocissimum is the source of this 2181-nucleotide messenger RNA. RefSeq names its product protein disulfide-isomerase-like. The coding region runs from base 119 to 1669 and encodes 516 amino acids. The transcript has 11 exons. The record is from RefSeq and is a predicted model, not a curated record. Gene Ontology annotation, cellular component: endoplasmic reticulum. Gene Ontology annotation, biological process: protein folding; response to endoplasmic reticulum stress. Lineage: Eukaryota; Viridiplantae; Streptophyta; Magnoliopsida; Solanales; Solanaceae. Gene Ontology annotation, molecular function: protein disulfide isomerase activity.
GAUUAGCAUCUUUUCCUUUCUAUUUUUCCUACAAUGAUUCAGGUUAGGUAGAGUGUUAGUAGUAAGUAGAGAGUGAUAAAUAUAUCAAGAAAGCUGUGGGGGUUGAGUGAGAUCAAGAAUGGCUAAUACUUGUGAAGUUUUCAGUACUCUUUUAGUAGUUGUAGCCUUUCUUUCUGUUUCUGCUGUUGCAACUGAUGAUCAAGCAGAAAAUGAGAUUUUACAGUCUAAGGAUGAGUUUGUGUGGACUUUGGAUCAUACUAACUACUCUGAUAUUAUAUCCCAACACAAGAUGAUUGUUGUUGAAUUCUAUGCUCCUUGGUGUGGAUACUGCCAGCAACUUGCGCCUAAGUACGAAGAAGCAGCUUCGGUGUUGAAUAGUCAUGAUCCUCCAGUUAUUCUUGCUAAAAUGGAUACAACAGUUCUAGAAAAUGCAGAACUUGCAAGAAAUUACACCCAUAAUGGUGUUCCAAGCAUCAAGAUCUUCCGGAAUGGUGGCAAGGUGGUUCAUGAUUAUAAAGGUACUCGUGAGACAGAGGGUAUAAUUGCCUAUUUGAAAAAACAUGCGGGCCCUGCAUCUCUUGUAAUCAAAUCGAAGGAAGAUGCUGCAAGCCUUAUUGAUGAGAAAAAGAUCGUUGUUGCUGGCAUAUUUCCAGAACUCUCUUUAGAGAAGAUUCAGAACUUCACAGCUUUAGCUGAAGAUUUACGAGUAGAUUACGAUUUUGUUCACACAAGUGAUGCCAAACUCCUCCCUCGUGGCGGGCCGGUUGAUAAGCCAACUAUUCGUCUAUUUAAGCCAUUUGAUGAACUCUAUGCUGAUUUCGAGGAUUUUCAAGUUGAGGCAAUGCAGAAUUUCAUUGAAGAAACUAGUGUUCCAAUCAUGGCUAUUCUUGAUGACAAACCAGAAAACCAGCAAUUUGUUAACAACUUUUUGCAUAGUCCGGGGGACAAGGUAUUUCUAUUUGUAAACUUCACCACUGAUGUUGAUGCUUUCAAGUCCAAAUACUAUGAUGUUGCAGUCAGUUACAAGGGAAAGGAAGCAAACUUCCUCUUGGGAGAUGCUGAGACUGGUAAAAGGGCCCUUCAGUAUUUUGGAUUGGACACUGAUCAGACACCUUUAAUCUUCGUACUCACCAUGGACGGCACAAAAUACGUUCAGCGACAUGUACAACCCGAUAUCCUUGCAUCUUGGUUGAAGGAUUAUAAGGAUGGAAAGUUGAAACCAUAUUUGAAGUCGCAGCCUAUUCCAGAAGUAAACAAUGAACCUGUCAAGGUUGUAGUUGCAGAGACUCUUGAGGAUAUGGUGUUCAACUCCGGGAAAGAUGUACUGCUAGAGUUCUAUCGACUUGGGUGUAAAUACUGUGAGGAGUUUGCUCCAGUCUUGGAUGAAAUAGCUCUCUCAUUUGAAAAAGACCCUGAUGUCCUAAUUGCUAAAAUUGACGGAACGGAAAAUGAUAUACCUCGUGACCGAUUUGAAGUUCAAGGAUUCCCAACUUUAUACUUGAAAUCUGCAACCGGUAGUUUGUCACGGUUUGAGGGAAAUAGAACAAAAGAGGCCAUUAUUGAAUUUAUCCAGACAAAUAGGGGUACCCCUGCCCCCUCAAACUUUGUGAAAUCUGAUUUACCCAUAUCAGAACAGGCACAAACAGAUCCAGUGAAGGAUGAGUUGUAAGGAGUGUAGAAAGUGGGGACUUCCUCAAAGUAGCCUUAGCUCUUAGCAGUUGGACAAAGUUGGUAUUUUCAACAACCGAAAAGGAAUAAAACUAAAUAAGAUGUUUGUGAUUGGCGACAACAAAGCAAUAAAGAGAAUUGUGAUCAAAGAAGCCAUUUGACUUUCUAAAUUGUACUCGGAUUCAGCUCAACGAAAUGAGCUGAAGGGAUUAUUUCCGAAGGCACCUAAAUUUGCUUUCCCUUUUUGCAGGUUUGUGGAAUUCAACAUGAUCAAAGUUCAGCCUUUUUUAGUCUACUGAUGCCAUGUUUUCUUUCACCUCAUCCAGUUAGCCCCACCUCCCCUCUUUCUAUUUUCUCUUUUUGCCUUAUUUAGCUUUCAAGUGGAGAGAUUUGUUAGACCCUUCUCCGCUUCUCCACUCUUUUCUUUUUCUUGAUAGCAAUAAGUGUGUUGUAUUUGCCUCACCCUCUGUAUCCUACGCAGUUGUCUCAAUAAAGUGGUAGUUGUCACAUAAA